This is a messenger RNA of Penicillium waksmanii, 1515 nucleotides long. Its product is annotated as wax synthase family protein. Lineage: Eukaryota; Fungi; Ascomycota; Eurotiomycetes; Eurotiales; Aspergillaceae. The record is from RefSeq and is a predicted model, not a curated record. Gene Ontology annotation, biological process: lipid metabolic process. The coding region runs from base 1 to 1515 and encodes 504 amino acids. The transcript is spliced from 2 exons.
AUGGCUGAUCCACGUAAUGGUUCCUAUAGGGAUCUUGUCCGACAGCAUGGGGUGGAACUCGAGGCACUACUGCAACAGGGAAUUUUCAAGCCGGUUUUCCUCUAUCAAGCUGUGAUCUUCAGCCUUCUACCAUUGCUUGGUCUGAUUGUACCCCGCCACCGGGGCGGCAGAUAUAUUCGAUCCGCCAUCUUUGCCCUAAGCUUGGGUAUUGCCCUUCAGAUUCUUCAAAGCCGCCGCGCUCACUUGGGUGGCAAUGGCUACAUGAUUGGACUUAUCGCCGCAUGGUCACUCAUAUGGAGUGCCGGAAUAUUAGUAUUCACCGACAUCGAGAAGGAUUUUCAACGCAUUGAACGCACGACUACUGCCGAGAGUGGAUCAACAAAGGUGGCGACUUUGAAUACAUCUGCGCAUGUCCAGUCCAAGCCCAAGGACAAAGACAGGGAACGGGAGAUGUUCCAAUGGCAGCCCUAUCCUCGUAAUCUAUCCCAUCGUCUUGGGUGGUGCGCAGGUUUGCUCUUCAACUUGCGAGGACCCGAGUGGAACUGGCGGGCUCCUCAUCUUAGGACCACUUCCUCGGCAGAGAAUGAUUCUACAUAUCCCAGUGCGAACCGUCGUCUCAGACAUGCGUUCCGCACAUUUCUGGUAUCUUACCUCCUUCUGGACUGUUUGAAAGCGGUCAUGAUGCGAGACCCCUUCUUUCGAGGAUCGGCCAUUACAUAUUCACCACCGUUUCCACUCUCCUAUUUCGAGCAAUUUCCUAUUCUUAUUCGUUUCUACCAUGUUUUUAUCAGCGCUAUGGGCGUUUAUGUUGCCUUGAACUUUGUAACCUCAUUGAGCCCCAUUGUUUUCCUUGGGCUGUCUCUUGCUUUCCCCAACGCAUCCAGAAAACUGGCGGCAUCUCCCCUUGAUGCAUCUUGGCUAUAUGCAGACUCCUUUGGGCCAUUUCUUGAGCCUCUUCUAGACCACGGACUCGCUGGCUGCUGGGGACGUUGGUGGCACCAGCUCUUCCGCCACGGUUUCACAAUGACCGCUGGAUGGAUUUUGUCACUUCUUCCAACUAAUUUGGCACAGAAUGUGCAGCUAAAACGCAUCAUUCAUAUCGUCGUUUCGUUCUCGCUUAGUGGUUUCAUACAUGCCUGUGGCAGCUAUACCCAGUUCACUGCUACCCGUCCCUUCUCCGGGCCAUUCCUGUUCUUUUUUAUGCAAAGCGUCGGAGUCAUUGGGGAAUAUAUUUUCAAGACGGUGGUUUUUCCGAAGCUCUCGCUUCCUACACCCCCGAAAAAUCUUCGGAGGGCUGGAAAUGCAAUUUUUGUUUUAUCCUGGUUGUUGUUUUCAGGAGCCCGCAUAGCAGACGACUUUGCCAGGGGUGGAUUGUGGUUAAUAGAGCCCAUUCCACUGAGCCCACUUCGUGGAUUGGGACUUGCCAAAGGCUCGGGCUGGUGGUGCUGGGAAGGGGCGUGGUUUCGUUACUGGAGCGAUGGUACAUAUUGGGGCAGUGGAAUUCGAGUGCUAUAA